GCAGGUCAUAGACCACAAGCACAUGGCUACAAGGAGGAACCUUCCUUACAUUGCUAAAGAUCUUCAGUUUGGAGACUGUGGUUACGAGAAGUGGGAGAAUGGUCUUCAAGCUGGACUUGUUAGCUCCAUAAUUGCUGUGGGAAACACGGAAAUGGACAGCAUCCGAGCUCUUUCUAAUGGUCCGCUGGCGACUAGUGUCCACUCGACAAACAACUUCUUCUACUACAAGUCUGGAGUGCUGAGAGACACGAGCUGUAGUCCCAUUGCUCUCAAUCACGCCAUCGCUGCUGUGGCUUACUCUGACGACUAUUUUCUGGUUAAAAACAGUUGGGGAGAUGACUGGGGAUUGGAAGGGUUUAUCAAACUGGCCCGAGGUCACCACAACUGCGGAACCUGGAUACACCCCUACCAAGCAGUGAUAACUAAGACUGGAUCGGAGGAUGGGGACCCAGAGGAUGCGGCAGCUACUGUAGAUCCUGAUGAGGAGAUCACCACUCAACCCCCUACUGAGGAACCAUGUGAGGACCAAAUGAAGAACUGUAGAGUAUCUUCCUGUACAACAUGGGUCUGGAAGGCAAUGUGCAAGAAAACUUGUGGUGAAUGUUAAAUAAAAUCAAAUCUAUUAUAUCUUUACUAAUGUUACGAAUCACGAAAA
This is a messenger RNA of Bolinopsis microptera, 655 nucleotides long. Its product is annotated as cathepsin L-like proteinase. The record is from RefSeq and is a predicted model, not a curated record. Lineage: Eukaryota; Metazoa; Ctenophora; Tentaculata; Lobata; Bolinopsidae. Gene Ontology annotation, molecular function: cysteine-type endopeptidase activity. The transcript is spliced from 5 exons. Bases 23 to 607 code for a protein of 194 amino acids. Gene Ontology annotation, cellular component: lysosome.